AUGGCGAUCGUGUCACAAUUAGCUGCCGUGACUUUGAACGUUCCAGGAAGCCUAAAUCGCUGCUCGCUGCAACCGCUGCGACCCGCACAGGCAUCUCAAUUGGCAAUUCCGCUCCGCAGGCGUCAUAUUCAAGUCACAGCGUCGCAGGACCAGCAGCGGCAAGCACAACCAUCUGGUGAUGAGCGCAGCAAGGAGGUUCUUGAUGCCUUUUUUCUCGGCAAGGCCGUAGCAGAGGUGGUAUCAGAGCGGGUGGGGUCCGCUGUGGGGGAGAUUCUCAGUGAAGUGGGGAGGCGGCAAGCGGAGCAGCAGCAGCAGCUGAAGCAGUUCCAGCCGGUGCGUCUCGAGCAAGUCAAUCCAAAGGCGGUGUUGGUUGGUAGGAGCUAG
Molecule: messenger RNA, 384 nt
Organism: Closterium sp. Naga37s-1
Lineage: Eukaryota; Viridiplantae; Streptophyta; Zygnematophyceae; Desmidiales; Closteriaceae
Source: the annotation of a GenBank genome assembly